Messenger RNA from Adineta steineri, 2454 nucleotides. NCBI's taxonomy places the organism in Eukaryota, Metazoa, Rotifera, Eurotatoria, Adinetida, Adinetidae. The record is from the annotation of a GenBank genome assembly.
AUGAGUUCAAUAUCAAAAAUAUCAAAUCAAUCAUUAUCAUCGGGUUUUUCAUCUUUUUCAAAUGAAAGAUUUCAACCGAUUUUAACUCAUCAAACAGUACUUAAUAUUCAAAGAGCUGAUAUUAAUGCUCGAAGUAUAUUUUGUGGUGAACAAGAUUGUCGUUUAAAUGAUUUACGUCAUAUGACUAAUGCUAUUAUAGAUCUUAGUGUUGUACAAGGUACAAGAUGUGCAUUCGAAAGAGUUAAUUGGACAAUAUCUCAUCGUAAUACAGAAGUUUCUGCUUUUGUUGUACGUCGUCUUAAUUAUUGGGCACAACAAACACAAAUUGCUUGUGAUAUGUCAUAUGAUGAUGCGGUUUUUCUACAAGAACAACGUAUUUAUUUAUUAUUUUUUCAUUUUUCUUCUUAUCGAGAUUUAAAUUUCGUAGGUGAAAAACAGAUAAAAAAACCACCACCACUUACAGCAGCUAAUUUUGGCCGUCGAUAUCGAACUCGAAGUUUAACUCAAUCAGGUCCUACAAAUUUAAAUGGUAAUCGUGAUAGUAUACCUAGUACACCAACAGGUUUAACAUAUAAACAUGAAACACCAUUUGUUGGUCUUCUUGGACGAACAUUAUUAACUUCACGAUAUCCUCAAUGUGAAAGAUUAUAUACACCUCAAACAAAUUAUCGUCGACGUGAAGAUAUGUAUUCUAAUCAUGUAGUUGAAAAUAUUGAAAUAAGUUCAUCAGAUAAUGAACAAUUAAUGGAACGAGCUAAAUGGGCAGGUGUUUUAUCUGAUUCAUCUGAUAAUGAAUUAAAUGAAAAUCGUGUAUGUUUUGCCGAUACAAUAUCAUUAUCAAAACUAGCUGAAAUGUUACGAAAUAAUGAACUACAAUCUACAUCUGAUAUAUGUGAAAUUGAUAUGGUUAUACAACAAAGUACAAUGAAUGUGACCAGCCGUGAACAAAUGAGACAAUUUGAUGGUAAAAGCUAUUGGUUUCAUCGUGUUAUACUUGAUGGUCAUAUACAAUUUCCUGCUGGAAUUAGUCAUGAUGCAAAUCAAGCACGACAACUUGCUUAUCGACAUAUGAUUGAUGUUUGUUUGAAUAAUGGUGGUGUUAAAAUGAAAAUGUUAACUAAUAAUCGAGUUAAAGUAGUUAAAGGACCAAAAUUAGAAGAACAAAGUCAUCAUAAUACAGAUGAAUUAGAUAUGAAUGGUAAUCAAUUCGGUAUUAAAUCAACUACAAAUAAUGAUGAAUCAACUAUUCCUUUAACUAACGAGCACAAUACGCAAAAUUUUUAUAAUAAUAAUUAUUCAUCAUCAAUAUUGACAUUAUUCGCUAAUAUUAAAUCACUAUUUCAUUCACAUUAUAAACCAUCAGAAUCCUAUGAAUUACAUUCAAAUGGUAUUAUUAAACAUGAAAAUAAUAAUUUAAUUUAUCAUCAACUUGAUAUACAAACAAUAAAUGAUGAAAAUAAUAAUGAUACAAAUCAAAAUUCAGUUCUUCUUCAUAUGCCUUCUAAUCAUUCAAAUGAAUCACCUGAUAAUAAAUAUUCAUUUCUAUUAUUUUUUAAAGAAAAUUUCAUUUCGAUAAUUCUUAUAAGUUUAAUCUAUUUUUCAUGGUUUAUAUUUAUUGCUGGUAUUUCAAUAGUACACAUAUUAAUUUACUCUGUUCUAUUUUUCCUAUGUUCAUUAUCCGAUCGUACAAGACGUUUUGCAUUAGCUAUAUUAAUUUAUUUAACAUAUUUACUUUUAUAUGAUGCAUUACAUUUAAUACCAAAUUAUACUGUAUCAAAUAUUCAUAUACAAGAUAUUUAUUUGAUAGAAAAAAAAUUUUUUGGUAUUAAUAAAAAUGGACAUAUGAUAACUUUGAAUGAAUAUUUUCGACAAAAUCAUAUACCAUUAUUAGACAUACUUACAGGAAUCUGUUAUCUUCAUUGGAUUCCUAUUCCAGUUGCAUACAGUCUUUAUCUAUAUCGAUAUAAAACUAAACGUGAUUAUAUGGAUUUUGCAUUUACAUUUUUAUUAACAAAUAUUCUUGGCUUUGUUGUUUAUUAUAUAAUUCCAGCAGCACCGCCGUGGUAUAUUGAAUUAUAUGGUUUUGAAUUCAAUAUAAAUGCACGUGGUAAUCCAGCUGGUUUUAUACAUUUUGAUCAGAUAACUGGAUUAAAAAUAUUCUCAUCAAUGUAUUCAAAAAAUGCUAAUGUUUUUGCUGCUAUUCCAUCAUUGCAUGCAGCCUAUCCAUUAAUAACUGUUUUAUAUGGUUCAUUAAGUAAAAGACUAUGGUUACACAUUGUUUUCGUUAUAUUUACAUUAAGUGUAUGGUUUUCUGCAGUAUAUUCUCGGCAUCAUUAUGUUAUUGAUGUCAUAGCUGGUGGAAUGUGUGCUAUUACAGCUUUUGUCCUUUAUCGUAUUAUAUCUCGUAUACCAACUAUAAAUAGAUGGCUUGUUUUAUACAGUAAAUCAAUCUAA